AUGCAAGAGGUGGUGAACGCCUUCUACGCCGAGAACAUAUCGGCCGAGGACCAGGCGCGGCUGUCGGCUCACCAGGACACCUUAAUCUCAUUCCUUGAAGGCGUGACUCGCUCUCACCCUGACUGCCCCGGCAUCGCCUACAUCACAAGCGGUGGCACAACUGUGCCUCUCGAGGUGAACGCCGUCCGCUUCAUCACGAACUUCAGCAGUGGAGGCCGUGGCGCAUACUUGGUUGAGACGCUGGCGGAGCGCGGGUGGGCCUGCGUGCUGCUGCACCACCGCACCGCCGUUAGGCCCUUUCGACGCGCACUUGACGAGUUGAGUACUGCGCAGCUCUUUGACGCCAUAGCAUCGACAACGGGGGCUGAGUUCACACCGGCACCAGCGCAGAAGGCUGAGGUGCUGCACGCCGCGGAGCUCUACCACCGCACGAAGGACCUCGUUCACUACAUCGCCUUCGACACUGUCAUCGAGUACGUAUUUCUUCUUGAGGUUGUCUCGCGCGCGCUGUGCGGCACCGCUGUUCCACAGGUGCUGCAGCAACGCCCAUGCUUGUUCUUCGCGGCGGCCGCCGUGUCGGACUACUACGUGCCGCUCCCCAAAAUGUCAAGAGAGAAGAUCAGCGGAGGGGAUGAACUAACGCUGCAUCUGUUGAGCGUGCCAAAGGUUCUCCUACUGGUCCAGCAAGAGUGGCUUCACCGUGCGGCGCCAGGCGCGACGCAGCCGUUCAUCGUUACCUUCAAGCUAGAGACGUCUGAGGAGGCCAUGAAGCGCAAGGCGAUCAGCAACCUGCAUGCGUACCGCUGCGACGCCGUUGUGGCAAACAUUCUGCCGAGCUACAAGGAGUGGGUGCUGAUCUACACGAAGGACAGCGACGACAGCGCUCCACUGCUCGUGCGGUGUGAAGCGGCGAAGACGAUCGAGGCCGCCCUCUGUGACAUGUUUAUUCCCCUCUCCCGGCGGUAA
Messenger RNA from Leishmania braziliensis MHOM/BR/75/M2904, 966 nucleotides. RefSeq lists its product as hypothetical. Gene Ontology annotation, cellular component: nucleus; cytoplasm. NCBI's taxonomy places the organism in Eukaryota, Euglenozoa, Kinetoplastea, Trypanosomatida, Trypanosomatidae. Gene Ontology annotation, biological process: coenzyme A biosynthetic process. The coding region runs from base 1 to 966 and encodes 321 amino acids. Gene Ontology annotation, molecular function: phosphopantothenate--cysteine ligase activity. The transcript has a single exon. The record is from RefSeq and is a predicted model, not a curated record.